Messenger RNA from Diaporthe batatas, 1239 nucleotides. RefSeq lists its product as uncharacterized. Gene Ontology annotation, biological process: GDP-mannose biosynthetic process; carbohydrate metabolic process. Gene Ontology annotation, molecular function: mannose-6-phosphate isomerase activity; zinc ion binding. The record is from RefSeq and is a predicted model, not a curated record. Lineage: Eukaryota; Fungi; Ascomycota; Sordariomycetes; Diaporthales; Diaporthaceae. The transcript is spliced from 2 exons. Gene Ontology annotation, cellular component: cytosol. Bases 1 to 1239 code for a protein of 412 amino acids.
AUGACGACACAACGCGUCUUCCAGCUCAGCGGCACAUGCAACAACUACCCCUGGGGCAAACAAGGAAGGAAGUCGCUGGCUGCCCAAUUGUGCGCAAGGACGCCCGGCACCGACUUUACGAUAGACGACGAGCAGUACUACUCGGAGAUGUGGUUCGGCGACUACCCCGACUUCCCGGCGCGGGUGCUCCAGACGGGCGAGCCGCUCGCGGACGUCCUGGAGAGGGACCAGCAGACGCUGCUGGGCAAGAAGGUCGUGGACACGAUGGACGCCCAGCUGCCGUUCCUCCCAAAGAUCCUCUCGAUAGCAAAAGCCCUCCCGCUCCAGCUGCACCCCAACAAGGACCUAGCCACAAGGCUGCACAGUCAAGACCCGUCGCAGUUCACAGACCCCAACCACAAGCCCGAGAUCGCAGUGGCCCUCUCGGAGUUCGAGCUCUUCGCGGGCUUCAAGCCCCUCCAGGAGAUCCAGGCGCUCUUUUCCCUCCCCGCGCUGAGGCCCUACGUCCCGCAAGCAGCACGACAGACGGACAGCCAGUGGGACAACGAGACCCUCCGCGCCGUGGCGCGCGCCCUGCUAAAAGCCGACGACGCCACGGUCAGGGCGACCUCGGACGCCCUCCUCCAGCACACGCCCCGCGAGGCCCUGCGGGCCGCGGGCGGCGGGCACAUCGCGGACCUGCUCCCGCGGCUGCGGGCGCAGCACGGCCCCGGGGACGGCGGGGCGCUCGUCGCGGUGGUGUGCAUGAACUUUUUGACGCUAAGGCCCCUGGACGCGGUGUACAUCCCCGCCGACGGGGUCCACGCGUACCUGUCGGGCAACAUCGUCGAGUGCAUGGCGCGGUCGGACAACGUCCUCAACGUCGGGUUCUGCCCGCGCGCGGACCGGGAUAGUGCGGACCUGUUCGCGGAGACGCUGACGUUCCGGCCGCACAGCGCCGGGGACGUGAUCCUCCCGAGGCGGAGGAGCGGGCGGAGCAGCACCGGGCGGACGGGGGUGUAUAGCCCGCCCAUGAGCGAGUUCGACAUGCUUGUUUGUGGGCUGGGGGCGGGCGAGGGCGAUGAGAUUUGUGCUGGGGAGGGCCCUUCUGUUUUGUUUGUUACGCAGGGGAGCGGGAGGAUGACCGCGGAUGGGACGGGGUUUGAGCUGAGGGAGGGGUUUAUUUAUUUCGUGGCGCCGGGGGUGGCAGUUAAGUGGGAGACAGACAGUGGCAUGCAGGUGUUUAUGGCUACUGUUUGA